Messenger RNA from Drosophila eugracilis, 794 nucleotides. RefSeq lists its product as uncharacterized. The record is from RefSeq and is a predicted model, not a curated record. The coding region runs from base 78 to 704 and encodes 208 amino acids. Lineage: Eukaryota; Metazoa; Arthropoda; Insecta; Diptera; Drosophilidae. The transcript is spliced from 4 exons.
AGCAGUGCAGAAAACUUGCAACGCGCAUCCAGUUCAGUGUAGAGCUGAUUGCUGAGCUCAGCAGACAUCAGUAUAAUAUGGACUCCAACAGUGAAUCUGAGGAUCAGGGGGGAUCCCAAAGUAUACCCACUCCUCCUCCCCUUCCUCAACCGCCACAAAUAUAUCAAACCCCUCAAAAGAAAGAAGAUUUUGUGAAGCCUGAGAAUUGUUACAGCUGCCAAGAAGCAAACGCAAGGGACACACUGAGCCAUUACGACUACGAAAGAUUUAAAUGCCGCAGAGUAUGUGUUAGAAGAUACUGCGAAAAUUGUUCAUCAAGGGAAACUCGCCGUUCUUCAGAUAAGAAACUUAAUAAAUUGAACGAAGGAUCACAUUUAAAUAUAAGGCGUCAAAUUAGAGAAUAUGAAGAUCCAAAACCAGAGGAUUACGAAAGGAGACGUACUCGUCCUCCCCUUCCUGAACCACAAAUAUAUCAAACCCCUCAAAAGAAUGAAGAUUUUGUGAAGCCUGAGAAUUGUUACAGCUGCCAAGAAGCAAACGCAAGGGACACACUGAGCCAUUACGACUACGAAAGAUUUAACUGCCGCAGAGUAUGUGUUAGAAGAUACUGCAAAAAUUGUUCAUUGAAGCAAUCUCGCCGUUCUUCAGAUAAGAAACUUAAUACAUUUUUCCAGCGAAAACUAUCAUUGGAGGAAACUUAUUAGAUUUAAAAGACCGCAUUUAAAUAUGUAAAAAAUAACAGUUUGUCAAAUUCAACACAGAAAUAAAUGCAUUUUUUAUUUUCCAACUAUUUG